AUGUGUCGGAUGGCAUCCAUGUAUAUAUGUAUGCAUUUGUCUUGCAACGGCUACUUCUUUUCUUUCAUGUACACUUUUGUUUUUGUUUUUGUUUCCCCCCCUAGGUUGAGGCCCAACGGAUCCAUCACACCUGCAUUUGGUGUAGAGGCAAAAAAAGAAAAGAAAAAAGAAGAAACAAAGGGACUUGUACAAAUGUCGUUUCUGACACGAGAGAAAUCGAACAACGCCUCCGCAGACAGUGGCGGCAGUUACCCACCGAAGACGAAGGAUCCGCUGCAAGCCGAUAUUCGGGAGUCUGUCUUUGUGAGUUACGAAGAGCGGCUGCCACAGGAGCGGAAGAGUAGAGGACGCGGUGCGAAGAAGAGGAGUUCCAGUGGGAAGAAAAUGUCCUCCCACGUCGAAAAUGCCAACGAAAGCAGCAGCCGAAUGAACAGGCGGGAUAACGGUGACAAUAUUGUCGCAGCGACGCGCGGCAGGUGCUCGAAGGAUAAGAACCGCAUAUUGGCGUUAUCACCGAGCCAGUCGGUCCCGUCAAAUGAACUACGCGUGCCUUUGACCUCCGCUCGUGUACUCCGAGGAUCGCAGUUUAGCAGCGUCGCAGGUGGUGGCAUCCCGACUCCCUCGUCACCUCCAUCGGGAAACGAAGGCAAUGGAACGGCAAGUGGCAAGGACCCCGUGCGUAUGGACUCCACAUUCUCAUUGAACCCAGAGGAACCCCUUGUCAACUUCAUCUUAACGGAAGAUUUGCCUGUCGCACCCUCCCGUCGAUAG
This is a messenger RNA of Trypanosoma cruzi, 771 nucleotides long. RefSeq lists its product as uncharacterized. Lineage: Eukaryota; Euglenozoa; Kinetoplastea; Trypanosomatida; Trypanosomatidae. Bases 1 to 771 code for a protein of 256 amino acids. The transcript has a single exon. The record is from RefSeq and is a predicted model, not a curated record.